This is a messenger RNA of Ctenocephalides felis (cat flea), 390 nucleotides long. RefSeq names its product pancreas transcription factor 1 subunit alpha-like. Gene Ontology annotation, molecular function: RNA polymerase II transcription regulatory region sequence-specific DNA binding; protein dimerization activity; DNA-binding transcription factor activity, RNA polymerase II-specific. The coding region runs from base 1 to 390 and encodes 129 amino acids. Gene Ontology annotation, biological process: developmental process; regulation of transcription by RNA polymerase II. The record is from RefSeq and is a predicted model, not a curated record. NCBI's taxonomy places the organism in Eukaryota, Metazoa, Arthropoda, Insecta, Siphonaptera, Pulicidae. The transcript is spliced from 3 exons.
AUGGCCAGACAAGCCGCAAAUUUGAGGGAAAGAAAAAGAAUGCAGUCGAUAAACGAGGCUUUUGAAGGGCUAAGGGCCCACGUUCCGACACUGCCCUACGAGAAGAGAUUGAGCAAGGUGGAUACGCUGAGAUUGGCCAUCGGAUAUAUCAAUUUCUUGGCGGAACUUGUUCGAACAGACAGGAACGCAAACGAGCCAGGUUUGAGCAGUGCCAAUAGGCCGGCUGUUAAGGAAGAACCCAGAAAAAUUGUCCUCAGAGAAAUAAAAGUAACACUUGCAUAUCUUAUAUCCGAUAAGCCACCACCUGAUAACACGCAACAAGCGCACGCGAUAACAAAAACGCAAUUAAAACCAAAACCAAAACCAAAACCUCAACAACAUAAUAAAUAA